CAUCGGACGGUCUUUCCCAUCGCUGGCUAGUCGGGCGCGCGAGGGUUCGGCGAGCUUCCUGCUGCUUUUGGCCAAUCAGCGGAGCGGAAAGGACCGGAACGGCGCGGAGAGACUCUUAGACUCCUGGCCGGGACAACGGCGAGCAGAGACGAAAAGUGAACUUUGUCCUGAGAAGAAGCAACCAACAUUCCUGAAAAUGGAAAAAGAAGCAUCUGUUGAAGCUCAAAAGUCUGCCCAAGAAACCAUCAUCAGAGAAGAGACCAUUACUCAAAGAAAAUGGGUGAAGCUUGACCAAACCACUUACGUUGAUCCAACCGGUCAAACAAGAAUAUGGGAAUCGGUGAAACGUACUACCAGGAGAGAAGGGGUUUCUGCUGAUGGUGUGGCAGUUAUUCCCGUGCUGCAGCGAACUCUCCACUAUGAUUGCAUUGUCCUAGUGAAACAAUUUAGGCCUCCCUUAGGAGCCUAUUGCUUGGAAUUCCCUGCAGGCCUGAUUGAUAGCAACGAAAACCCCGAGACCGCUGCUUUACGGGAACUGGAAGAAGAAACGGGCUAUAAAGGGGACAUCCUUGAAUGUUCUCCAGCGUUAUGCUUAGAUCCCGGGUUGACAAACUGUGCGUCACACAUUGCAACCGUCACCAUCAACGGAGACCUACCUGUCAAUCUGAAGCCAAAACAAAAGCCUGAGGAAGGAGAGUUUGUGGAAGUCGUUACGCUACCAAAGAACGAUUUAAUGCAGAGAAUUGAAGAACUGGUGGCCGAGGAACACCUGAUCGUGGAUGCCAAGCUGUACGCUUACGCGCUCGCCCUGCGGCACGCGACAGACCAGCCCUUCCAGGUUCCCUUCAUGAAGUUCUAGAACUCAAAGUUCUAGAGACCUUCAAGAAAUGUUGCUCUGAAUAAUAUAAGCGAGCAGUUUCCUGCAUAAUUUUUUUUACCUAAUUCAAGUUCACUGGAAUAGUUGGCGGAAAAAUAAAAGGCUUCUUACUCUCUU
This is a messenger RNA of Crotalus tigris (Tiger rattlesnake), 994 nucleotides long. It is a transcript of the gene NUDT5, whose product is annotated as nudix hydrolase 5. The coding region runs from base 197 to 859 and encodes 220 amino acids. The record is from RefSeq and is a predicted model, not a curated record. The transcript is spliced from 10 exons. Gene Ontology annotation, molecular function: ADP-ribose diphosphatase activity. NCBI's taxonomy places the organism in Eukaryota, Metazoa, Chordata, Lepidosauria, Squamata, Viperidae. Gene Ontology annotation, cellular component: nucleus. Gene Ontology annotation, biological process: nucleoside phosphate metabolic process; ribose phosphate metabolic process.